Molecule: messenger RNA, 3381 nt
Organism: Cyphomyrmex costatus
Lineage: Eukaryota; Metazoa; Arthropoda; Insecta; Hymenoptera; Formicidae
Exons: 2
Coding region: 1-3381 (1126 amino acids)
Source: RefSeq, a predicted model, not a curated record
AUGGAAGCACUCGUUAAACGUCGAGGUCAAUACAAAAGUAGAGUCACUACAUUCAAAACAUAUAUCGCUAAAGUUAUGCAUAGUUUUCCAGACCCCACACAGGCAUUAGAAGAUACACGUAGGUUAGAAAUUCAAGAACGUCUUACCGUUAUUCGAGAGGUGUACGAAAAGUACGAUGAAGUGCAGGCCAAUAUCGAUGAACUUACAAACGACGAAACAGACACGAGUCAAUACAGAGAAAGGUUCGAGGAGGAUUAUUUUAACGUUGUGGCACAUGCAGAAGAGUUACUUGCUCGUGGUAAGAUGACACAACAGCUUCUAGGUGCAGCGAUGAAUGAGUCAACACGAGGAUCACACGCACGGGUAACUGAUGAUACUGCCUUUAUUCCUAAUCUAUCGCGACAAGCUAAUCAAAAUAUUAUUUUCAAACCAACGGGCAUCAAAUUGCCUACAAUUGAAUUGCCAAAAUUUAAAGGUAAUGUAGAUGAAUGGCUCGGGUUCAGAGAUACGUUCGAAUCACUUAUACACACAAACGAAACAAUAGAUCCUAUACAAAAAUUCCAUUAUUUGAAGGCCUCGUUAGAAGGUGCAGCGUCUCAAAUCAUCAAAUCUCUCGAUUUUUCGGCUGCCAAUUAUGCUAUUGCUUGGGAAACUAUUUGCAAUCGUUUCGAUAACAAAAGUCUAUUAACGUACAAUCACAUAAAGGCUAUUUUUAGUAUAAAUUCAAUAAAAGAAGAGUCAGCAAUUCAAUUACGCAAUAUGAUAGACACAUUAAACAAACAUUUGCGAGCAUUAAAUGCAUUAGGGCAGUCAACCGAGCAUUGGGAUACAUUGCUAAUAUAUUUAACUUCGAGCAAGCUUGAUAGUAUAACAGCAAGAGAAUGGGAGAAAGAGCGAGUGGAUAAAGAGCUUCCUACAUUAGAAGAAUUCAAAGCUUUUCUUAGUUCAAGAGCGAAUCUGUUGGAUACAUUAGAAUUAAACAAAGGGGGCAUACACAAGUCAAAACACUCAGAUCACAUAAAGUCAAAAUCGUUUCUUAUUCAAAAGCAAGAAUGCGUAGUAUGCAAAGAAGCAUAUCACCUAUCAAGUUGUUCCAAGUUCUUGCAACUUACUCCGCAAAAGAGAGCAGAAGUUUUAAAAACAGCUAAAUUAUGUCUUAAUUGCAUGAAACCAGGUCAUUUUAUCAAGGUUUGCAAGGGCGGCACGUGUCGAAAGUGCUCCGGCAAGCACAAUACAUUAUUGCAUUUCGAAAAAGUCUCGUCUGAGUCAACAGGGAACACUGAAGAAACCAAUAGUUCUUCAUCAGUCUUGUGUUCACACAAUAGGGCAAGUGACUACCAUGUCAUUCUGUCAACAGCAACAAUAUUAGUGGAAGAUAGUCAAGGCAAGAAACACAAGUUGUCAUGUCUUGUUAUACCAGAAAUCACAGGCAAUUUACCUAGUAGCCAGGUAAAUGUACAGAAUCUCCAGAUUCCUUCAAACAUUGCUUUAGCUGAUCCUAAGUUUCAUAUACCUGCAAAGGUAGACAUGCUUAUAGGGGCGGAUUGGUUUUGGAAUCUCCUCUGUAUAGGCCAAUUCAAGCUCGGCAAAACACAAUUAACAAUGCAAAAGACAAGAUUAGGAUGGAUAGUUGCAGGUCCAUUGGCAAGUAGUAGCGCAACGUCAAUACGUUGUCAUUUGAGCAAAUCCAUGAACAUUGAAGAACAAGUGGCCAAGUUCUGGGAACUGGAAGAAUAUUCAAAUCAGAAAAUACUUUCUCAAGAAGAAAAGGAGUGUGAACUUCACUUCUCACAAACAAGCAAGCGUGAUGUAAAUGGUAGAUUUAUUGUUAGCAUUCCAUUUAAGGAAGAUCCAAGCAUUUUAGAUGAAUCAUACAAAGGAGCAUUACGACGUUUGAAUAGUCUAGAAAACAAAUUGCAAAGGAAUCCAACACUUAAAGAGCAAUAUACAGCAUUUCUUGAAGAAUAUGAAACAUUACAUCACAUGAGCAAGAUAGACAAUACUUCACAAGCAACAACCGCCUAUUACAUGCCACAUCAUGCGGUCAUCAGAAGUGAGAGCUUAACCACAAAAAUUCGUGUAGUCUUUGAUGCAUCAGCAACCACAGAUAAUGGUAUUUCAUUGAAUCACAUUCAAAUGGUCGGACCGACAUUACAAGAUGAUUUAUUUUCAAUACUUAUCAGAUUUAGAAGCCAUGCAUAUGUAGUAGCAGCAGAUAUCGAAAAAAUGUACAGACAAGUACGCAUCGCUCCAGAACAGCGCUCGUUACAAAGGAUAUUAUGGCGCAAAAAUCCCGAAGAUCCAAUAGAAGUGUUCGAGUUAAAUACAAUCACAUACGGCACUGCAUCAGCACCCUAUCUCGCAACGAAGUGCAUAAUAGAAUUAGCAAAGGAGACCGAACAAGAAUGGCCCGAAAUAGCAAAAAUCAUUCGACAAGAUUUUUACGUAGACGAUCUUUUGACCGGAGCAGAUUCGAGAGAGAAAACAAGAGAUAUAGUACAAAAGGUUUCGCACGUGCUAGAAUCAGCAGGAUUUAAGCUUCGGAAAUGGAUUUCAAAUGAGGCUACAGUCAUAGAAGAUAUACAAACAGAGAAACAAAAUUCAAUCGGAAUGGACUUUAAAUGUCUACAAACAAAGAUCCUUGGUUUAGUAUGGCAAGCUCAUCAAGAUGUGCUAGUUUACAACAUAAAGGAAUUACCUUCGCUAAAGGUAUCCAAAAGACAAAUACUGUCCGACACAACUCGUAUAUUCGAUCCGUUAGGAUACUUGAGUCCAUGUUUAGUAUUGGUGAAAAUUCUAAUACAGAAAUUGUGGAUGCACAAAUUGUCAUGGGAUGAAGCAAUUCCAUCAGAUUUGCAUUCAACUUGGAUAUCGUUUCGCAAUCAAAUAAACGCUCUGAAUCAAAUCAAGAUACCUAGGCAUGUGAUUUGCAAGAAUUACACAAGAAUCGAAUUACAUGGUUUUGCAGAUGCAGCACAAGGAGCAUAUGGAGCAUGCACAUAUAUUCGUUCAAUAGAUCAUCAAAAUACAAGUGAAGUAAGAUUGUUGUGCUCUAAGACAAGAGUCGCACCACUCAAACAACAAACAAUACCUCGACUGGAGCUUUGUGCGGCGCUUACACUCGCACGGUUAAUGAAAAAGAUACUAAGUUCAUUAAACAUAUCGUUUGACAAGAUUACAUACUGGAGUGAUUCCACCAUAGUACUCAAUUGGAUACAAACGCAACCAAGCAAGUUACAAGUAUUUGUAUCAAACCGUGUCGCAGAAAUACAAGAGUUAACUGAUACUCGCAACUGGAGACAUGUGCCAACAGCAGAAAACCCAGCCGAUUUACUUUCGCGAGGCGUAUUUCCCAAUCAAUUAUGGCAAUCGGAGCUUUGA